Cladocopium goreaui is the source of this 6954-nucleotide messenger RNA. NCBI's taxonomy places the organism in Eukaryota, Dinophyceae, Suessiales, Symbiodiniaceae. The record is from the annotation of a GenBank genome assembly.
AUGAGCGACGCCUUUCGCUGUGAAGCGUUGCCUGAGAAAGAAUUGCAGCUCGUGGUGUCCACAGAGACUCUUCACAUCGCUUUGCAGUCUGCCUUGGCCGCAGAGGUGCUUGAUCAGCUGCAGAAGUGUGCGAAGGAAUGCCGCGGAGAUGACGGAGUGUGGCCGGCAGUUGAGGCGGAGGUCUGGGAUUGCUUGCAGACAUCACCUGUGGUGGAUGCUGCUGGGGUAGCCAAUUCCGCAGCUGCUGUGCUGGUGGCCGCCGCUUUGGCGCGUCGACCCAAGACGUUGGAAGAGGCCUUUGCGCGGUUGGAAGGUUCCUGCGAACGUGGAAGGCUGGCCUCUGUGAAGAUGCUCACAGCCAUGGGCGAUACCAAGCACAUGAUGUAUCUUCGAGGUCGGUUGGAAGACCUGUGCCCUUCGGUGAGAGCGGAAGCUGUCAAAGGAAUCGCCUCUUUGGCACCGUUGGACCAGGGCCUUCUGUUUGCCAUCAGUGGCCACCUCCAUGACAGCAACGUCCUGGUGCGACAGGCCGCAGUGGAAGCCAUUGGCCAAUUCGUCUCCGCCAGUGGCUGUAGCGAGUGCUCCAAGGACAGUGAAUGUGAGAACUUCCCUGAGAAUCUGGAGUUUGCUGGCAUGGCAGUCCUGGCAAGACUGCAACACCCUCAAGUGUCGGUGCGAAGCUUCGUAGCUGCGGCGGUGGCCCGCGCCGUGGCCGGGGCCGCUGGAGAACUCUGCCAGCGAUGCGGGGCGCGGCGCUGCAGCGCACAGGAAAAGACCUGGGCUCCACAAGCUGCGCAGCUGCUGGGAGCAUGUUUCUUUGAUGCGGCAGCUCCGGUCCAAGGGGUGGCCUUGCAAGCCAUCGCAGAGCUCCCGGGCGAAAAAUUGACAUCGCCAGAACUGCUGGCAUUGAAGGCGCAGGUUUUUGCGUGCCUAUCCCAUUCCGACGCUGGCGUGCGCAUCACCGCAUCACGAGCCAUCACGAAGUUAGUGCCGUUUGGUGACCACGAGGUGGCCGCAGCUUUGCGAAGCUUAGCAAAGCGCGAUACCGACAUCAGCUCUUUGGAUGCCGAGCUGGAUGAGGAAAAGCCGAGAAAAUCCAAUUGGUUAGCUCAGCAACGAAAGCAAACUAAGCUUCCAAAGCUUGAAACUAGCAAGAAUGGUGAUACGAAGACAGAGGCUCCAGAUGCAGAGAAGCCUUUGGGCAGGAAGAAAGCCAAACGCAUAGAAAAACUCCAAGCUCAGAAGGCCCGUGAGGCGAACAAGGCGGCAGAUGCGGCCAAGAAGGCCUUCGAUGAAGCCGCUGCGGCGGUGAAGGGCAAAGCCAAGGCCAAAGAGGGUGAACUCUCCAAGGCUGCAACCGAUCUCAUUGAAAAGAUGCGGAAGGGAGGUGCUGGGGACCAACGAUUGCUUGCAGCAGCUGCUGAGCGAAUUGCAGCGGAACCCGAGAAGGAGCUGGACCUCUUUGACAUCUUCUUUCAUUUGCAUCGCGUUGGCGACCAAGAGAUCAAGUACAUGGCCCUGCUUUCUGCUAUCGCAGUCUUCAAAGAUUUAGUUCCAGCAAUGACUGCCGAGACCAAAGGGUCCGCAGUGUCACGCAGAGACCUCUUAGUUCAGCAGCUCUUAGAGGAGCGUCGUCAACGGCUGCAGCAGAAGUUGGCUGCAGGGCCUGUUCAAGAGGAAAGGGAAAGAGAGGAAACAGCGCUGGAGCAUCUGGAGCCGCUAGAAUGCAGCUUCAACAGCUUCAACAGCCAAGAGAAUUUGAGCCCCAAGCGCAAUGUCAGGACUUUUGCUGAAAAGGACUUUCGGCCUAUGGAACCCAGAGAUGAUGGUUUCCUGACCUCGGUCCUGGCGCGUUUGAAGGCUGCUGAGGCUGAACUUCAGCCUCCACCCGUGCCGGAGCCUGUUGCCACUGCCACUGUGCCAAAGGCAGCUCGCCCUCGAUCCGCACCCACCAGGGCAGCCAAGGCUAGGGCAGCCAGAGGCGAGACCGAGAAGAUCGGCACCAAGGUGUCCAAGCCUUCCAACGCCACCCCAACCAAGGCCCAGCCCAGGGAACCACAGAGCGCAAAGAGUGAGAAGCACAGUGCUUCCAGAAGGAACAGCUCUGUGGAGGGAUCUUUCCAGCAACGUUUGCAAAAAUGGCAACUGCAGCAUCAAGCCUCCAAAGAGAAGCAAAUGCAGGCAAAACAGGAAAAAGAGAUGGAAGAACUGGGGGAAUGCACCUUUCAGCCUUCAAUCAACAGCCGCUCCGAUUUUUAUGCUCGCCGCUCGCGGGGUUGCUUUGCAGAAGCACUGCCCGAGCGGUUGUACCAUGAAGCGGACAAGAGGACUAACCUCCGCAACAAGGCGAAAGAGAUCAUGGAGGCAGAUGCUCUUUGCUCCUACACAUUUCAGCCCAAAAUCAAUGAAAACAGCAAAGGCAGCAUUGGUCAACGUGCUCCAUUGCACCUUCGCAUAGAGACUUUGAACAAAAAACGUGAAGAUCGAGUUCGCUCUGCCCAAUUGGCUCAGGAGAAAAGCGCCGAGCACUUUUUUCAACCAAAAAUUUCCAACCGCAGCGAGCGGCUUGUCCAACGGAAGCGUGACAUGCUGUACAGGUCAGCUUCCCAUGGGCAGGUGGAGUGUUUAAAGCAGCUGGGCCCAGUGGAGGAACGGCUCUAUGCCGAAGCUCAGGAGAAAGAGCAGCGCCGUGCUGCACUCCAAGAGUUUCACAACGAGGAAUUGCAGUCUUUCCCGAGUGUAGAUGAUACCUCAAGGAGAAUUUGCAAAGCCUCUGUUUACUUCCAAGGGCCUCAGCAAGACUUCCUCACUCGACAGGAAACCUUUGAGCUGGCCAAACAGAAGCGAAUGGAUGUGCGUGCUCAGCACUUGGAAACUGAAUGCUCCUUUCAGCCCAAGAUCACCGAGACCAGCCGUCAGUUGGUCUGUAACAACGUGGAGCUGCUGGGCGAAACCUUGGACGAACGCAUCCACCGCCUGGCGGUGCGCGAUGCCGAGCGGCGGGAACAGCUGAGACAGGACUUGGAAGAACUGCAUCACAAGGACUACACCUUCAAGCCGGAAAUCAACCCUGUCUCUCAGGUGCUGGCUGCACGCUUGGACAGCUCCAAUGGCGACGCACAUGAACGGCUCUACCGGUCCGGUCUGUCCAAGAGUCAGAGAGACGAUUCCAUCAGAUCUGAUUGCAGUUUCAGGCCCCAACUGGAUCCUCGUAGCUCCAAACGCUUUGCACAUGUGAAGUCGCGUUAUGCGAAGAGGCCAGAUUUGAUGGAAAACAUCCGUCAGGAGCAGGAGAAGAAGGCUGAAUAUCUACUCGAAAGACGGCGUGAGCUGGAGGAAGAGCGAAAUGCAGAUUGCACCUUUACACCUUCGGUCACUGAAGGCUUCCAAGAUAUCCAAAGACCUGUAGCAGUCAGUGGUCUUGAUCGGUUCUUUGAGCUUAAGACCUUGGCAUUGAAGAAGCAGCAGGAGCAGAUGGAGAGGGAGCAGAAGGUUUUCCGACCCGAAAGUGUAGCGCAUCAAGGCCUCAGUGUCACAGUUCCGGAGCCCUUCCAACUCGGGAAGUUCGCAGAUGACCUGAGCUACCGUAUCAGGGAGCCCACUGAGCAGGAGAAGGCACAGGCUCGGUCCAAGUCAGUCCUGACUUUGGAGCGCUACGAGCUGAAGCUGUUGCAGACUUACAGGCGCUUGCUACCUGACAUGGAGGCCACCGGCCAAACAAGCAACGUGGUCACUGCUUCAUUGCUGUUACCAGGCACUUCUCAGGUGGGCCGGGCGCAGACGGCGCAAAUCCGCUCCACCCAUCAGUCCGUCUCACGUGUCCAUGCUGAAGUUGUGGUUGAACCCACGCAAGGCACUUUGGCGGAGGUGCUGCCCUUGAAGGUGUCCAUUGUCGAUCGCAGUUCCACGGGGCACACUUUCGUCAAUGAUCAGCAGCCUGGCAAGGGCAAUGUCAUGAAGCUCUCCGCUGGUGAUGUGCUUCACUUUGGCGUGGAACCCUUGAGGUAUACUUUGCGCUGGAGACCGAUGCUGCUGAGCAUCUCCAGCCGUUUGUCCGCGGAAGAGCUCCAAAGCCUGGACGAAAAGGCGCGCAAAGCUGGGCUGUUUUUGACACCGGAUUGGACCGCCCAAUGCACGCAUUUGCUCUUGGAACAGUUUGCCAUCACGCCAAAACUGCUGUGCUGCAUCAUCGAUGGGGCGUCACCAGUAUCCAUGGCCUUCCUGUCAGAGCUGCUGAAGCGUGCCAACGAGAGCAGCGAGCUAAGCGCCGCACCUUUGCCAGCGGACUUUGCACCAAAGGCUGCGAUAGGCCCGGACGCUGCGUACAACUCCGAAUUGGAUGCGUACGUGAAGGCGCCACGGCCACGCCGAGAGCUUCUCCGAGGUAUUUGGGUGAUCUUCAGCGCCAAGGCUAUCUAUGACACCUUGUCAGUAGCUCUCUCAAGUGCUGGCUCGCCAGUACAGAUCCUCACACAGGAUCAAUCUGCGGCGUCAGUCCUUCAAGAUCUCAAGAAGGCUGCAGCAAAGGCUAUGCCGCAGGAGGUGUGGAUUAUCCCAACGUUACCUCCGGGCCUUGGAGCUGUGCUUUCGAAGCCUUUGUCCGAGUUGAGAUGUGCUUGCCGGAUAGUGGGUCAGGAGGCCCUGGUGGGUGCCAUCCUUUCCGGCAGCAUCCGCGGCAUCCGGGAAACGGCCCAGCUGCUGCCCAAAUCGGAGCUCGCCGCGGAGACCUUCCCCGAGACGCAGCCGACGCACCCGACGCACCCGAUGCAACCGGCGGAGGUCAGCCAGAGCCAACCGCGGAAACGACAAUUGCCCUGGGAGAAGGCUUCGAUGCAAGUGAAGGAGGAGAGCUUUCCAAAUACAUUGCAAGAAGUGCCCAGUGAACCAUCAGCGCCAGCACCACCUCCCAACAAGGUCAAGAUGGAGCUGGAGGACAAAGAUCCAUCAGGGAAGGCGCAGCCGCAUGGUGGUUCUCUGCGUUCUCUUCCAUCCCAAGGUGCCCAAAUUCAAAAGGCAUCAGAGCAGCGUUCCCCGCCGCCGAAGGCUGCUUCCCCAGGACCUUCACAGCCAGCGCAAGCUCCACGGGCUGCUUCUCUGCGCCAGACUCUGCAACCUCUUGCAGCCCUUAGCCAGCGAGAAAGUCCAAGGGUAGAGGCAAGCCUGCAGAUGCAAAGUCCUGCGAUGCCCACUCAGCCUAAGAUUGAGGAGAAGGAGGACAAGGUGAACUUUGGCACCGUCAACUCUUCGGCACCCUCCCUUCCACGGCCGCAGCCAGAAGUGAAAGCGGAGGAGCCGGCUCCAGAUUUGACGCGGGAGGUUCCAGUGCAUCCAACGAACACUUGGUUACCACAAUUGGCACAGAAGAGUGGGCGCGGCCUCGUUUUGGAUGGUGUUGAAUUGCCUCGGGCCACGUGGUUUACAACCACCAAGCGCCGGCCAGAGACUGCUGCGCCCGAAGCCAAUGGCAAGCCCAACUUCAAACGUUUUCGCAAAGCUCAACGCUCGCAAGAUCGACCUUUUGUGGAGUUCGUGCCAUGGGCACCUGCUGCUGCCAUGCGCAAAGUGCCUCAAGUGGUGUCACCUGCUUUGGCAGAGCUUGUGAAGGCCGCCUUUGACUUCAACUACAGGCAGAGGCUGAUCGGAACAGCAAUCAGGCAUGCAAACAGUCCAGAAGCUGACGUUCGUGGACCGCUGGUUAUGGGCUUGCAGGAGAUGUUGGAGUCUGACCAGCGCUUGGAGGCUGCGAAGGAAGCAGUGCUGGCGAUUGGCAAAAUGGCUCAAGCCAUGGCCGGCAAAAAUGCUAAGGACACCCGAGACAUUCUACGACCUGAACUGUUGCAGGUGCUAUUGCGCUUGCCGGUGGGUCGUGCUGAUGCAGCGGAGCUUUCCGGACCUACAGGUGAUUUGUCUACAGCUGAUGAUGAUGUGAAGCGUGGGUUGGAAGAGGCUUCUAUCACACUGAGUGCCAAAGAGCUCCGAAAGAGGGAAGCCGAACUGCUGUAUGAGGUGUUUGUUGUGUACUUGCGCAUCAUGCGGCAGCGGCAUUUGCACGGCCGUGAUUUAAUGGGCGCAGUGCUGACCGGACUUGCGAGAUGGGGACAGCAGGUGAAUGUGGAACUACUUUUGGAGAUCCUCUCAGAGCUUCGGGUCGUUGUGAAGGAUGCCAUCGCUCGCUCAGAUGAGUUUGUUGCUUUGCAUGGUCUGAACUGUGCCUUGGUACUACUCAGUGGGCCUUCACAGGCUUUGUUGACAGACGUCAGCUGGCUCUCGGAUUCCAUGAACGGGGCGCUCUCAUUGGCUUUACCCUCCAUGUUCAGUACACAUUCAGAGGGGGAGUGGCCGCCUCGGCAUUGCUACUACUUUGAUGAGGAGGGCAAGGUGGCUUGCUCCGAGAAGGACAUGGCAGAAGCGAUUGACUCGCAAAGUGUUCCCGCACUGGUGCUGCGGUGCCUGCGUGCAGCUUUGAAGUGCCCUCAGGGCUACAGCAAUGCAUCGGAUGCUGCGUUGGCCUCGCUGAUUGAGAGGCUUUUUUCCAUUGCGCUGGUAGCAGAUUGCCAUGUUGGUUUGCCGUUCCUCCGGGAAGCAGCGCUGCUUUUGCGGAGGCACCAGCGACUUCACACUCUGUUGGACCAAGAUGGUGGCAUUUUUGGCUUGGGAGGAGUGGCUGACACCACGGUGAGCCUGGUAUGGCAUUUCCAGGGCCUCACAUGUUCGGUGUCGCCAGUGCUCGCUCGAGCUGCACAGGCGCUGCCCAGUGCUAUCCGCAAGAGGGGCUCCGUGAUAACGGACCAGUUUCCAAUCCAGGAUUCCCACGAAUGGCUCACCGUAGGAGUUCGGAAACAUUGGGCAGCCAUGAGCAACGCUCCAGCACCGAAAGAGAAGGCCAAGAAAUCUGCAAAGCAUGCCAACUUUAUGUCCGAGCUCGAACUUCGGAGCUUCGACGUUGAGACAUGA